AAAGAGUACACAUAAGGACAUCCUCUCAUCUGGUGGAAUUCAUGGCAUUGCUGAUACAUCGGGGUUAGUCGCAUCUCCAGCGUUGGUGAAAGUCCACCGACUAUGUCUGCCAGCGUAGGCAUUGCGCGCCAACGAUCCGUAUCGAACAAAGCCAAAGGAGUGUCAAUACCGGCGCCUUCUCAGCCCAGACCUCAUGCCGAAGACACGGCUUUAGAACCAUGUGCUUCCACGGCGUCGCUCUUCUUGUACGCCCAAGGUUCUGCUGUCUUGUGUUUACACCAUGACACUCUGGCAGUUGAAAGACGCUUUGAAAAGCACUCCAAGGACAUACAACUGAUUGCUGCUGAUAAUGUCAGCGAAACUGGUGCUGGAAGACUGGUCGUCACCUAUGAUGUUGGUCGAACGGCAAUAGUCUGGGAUUUAUUCACCGGCGAACAGUACUCACGGUUCGUAUCAUAUGAAUCACUGAGGGUUGCUCAUUGGAUGAGGAAUGGCAAUAUCGCAUUCGGCAACGCGAAAGGCGAGGUGAUAUUAUUCGAGCCUGCGACGAGUGAUCAUAUUUCCGCGCGCACGAUUUUCGACCCAAUCACUGCAAUAGCUCCGUCGUCAGAUUGCAAGACAUAUGCUAUAGGCUACAACAAUGGCUCGAUCCUGUUGGCAGCCUUGCAGCCAUCCUUUAUGAUCAUCCACACUUUGACUACAUCAAGAGGACCGUCUCCUAUUGUGAAUCUCACAUGGCAUGCCUCUUCGUCCAAGCAGAAAUCGGACAUGCUAGCUACUCAGACAGCAGACGGAGACCUAAGGAUUUGGAGUGUCUCGAAACCGCCCACCGCCGAGCCUCCCCGAGUCAUCCGUGUCUUGAAGCGCUCGGAUGUCUACCUUCCCGGCCGAAACUGGAUCUCAUGGUCCAAGAAUGGCCGCAUUGUCCAGUACUCUGAAGGAAAGACAUGGGCUUGGGAUGUGCGAACGAAACACGUGACUUACGAACCUAUGCAAACAAUCGAAGGGGUUAGAGCCGUAGCUUGCCAUGGCCCAACUGGAACUCUUUUCACACUGGGUCCCGAUUAUACAGUGCAACAAUAUGAUGUGGAAGGAGGCGUUUUGGUGGCAAAUGUACGGCACAUCCCGACCACGAUCCCCCCGACUCCCCCAGAGGAUAAGAGAGGACCUUUGUGGACGACGUCCGAAAGCGAAGAAGAAGUGGCCUCUCCUCUAGGCCGCGCACGGCGAGAGCUGCGCGCUGUCGAAGCGACCAGGCACGAACGGCAUAAUAUUCCGAGCCCUCAGUCCACUGCGAGCUCGCACCAAUCCGGAAUCAAACCGAGUGCGAAGGACAUCAUCUCCCCUGCUGGUAGAACUGACUAUACCACAACUUCGUUCGACACCGGAUUCCAGCCCCAGUCCAUGUCCAGCCAGCAGGCAACCCAGGCAUACCAGCCACAAUCCCCUGUCACUAGUCGCAUGAACAAAAAGGGCUCCCGCUUAAGACAAGAAGUGAUCAUGAGUCCCGAAGAACGACCUGUGGUCGACCUGUUCCCGUUUACGAGAGCUAGACUGCAUGAUGUCCAACACCGACCACCAAUGGCACUGGAUGAGACUCUGUCCGCUGAUGGCCUGCGUCGCCACAUGCUCAGCGUUGUCUUCGGUUGGGAUGAGGACAUUUACGAUCUCAUCCGUGAUGAACUAAGUCGUCAUCCCAGCGAGAGUCAAAAUGCCAUUUUCCUCGCUAGGUGGCUGAAUGAGGAUCCAGACUAUCUCGCUGAGAUCAUGGGCCUGACACACAACGGGUCAAAACUCGACUGGAUGCUAUUAGCCCUGGGGACGAUAAGCAAUCAAGUCGGCGCAAAGAAGAUCACCCAGGUCUUCAUCGAAAAACUGCUCGGUAACGGCGACGUCCAUGCUGCGGCUACCUUGAUGUUUGCCCUAGGCGACAGAAGUGACGCUAUCGAGGUAUACGUUUCCAACAAUCACUACUUAGAGGCUGUUUUGUUGACAUGCCUUGCUUAUCCUGAUGACUGGCAACGUCAAUCUUAUCUCGUCCGAAAAUGGGGAGAGCACGUCGUGGAGAACUCUCAGCAGUCGCUUGCCAUACGAUGUUUCGCGUGCACCGGUGUCGAGCCGUCCGAUAUCUGGACCUCACCACAGGCACAGGUCCCCACACAGACCGUUCCUGAGGUUGUCCAGAUGCCUCAAAUGCCUCAAUUGCAGCAGCUCGAACCCAUGGAGUACCCAGCGAUAUUCCGGAAAACCCUCGAAAGGCGACGGACGCUUGAUGCUCCAACUCCAGUCGCCAUGCCGGCACCACAUAUCAUGGCGAGCAUGCCUGCACCGCCCACUCCCUUCAGAACCGCUGCUGCGCAAGGCACCAGGAUCACUCCGCAGACAUCAGCCUUGAAGCUGAUCACAUCGUUUGAGGCGCCAUCAAGCAAUCAUUUCAAAUUCCCGGGAUUGAAACCUGAUGACCGUACUCCAACCGUUGGUGCAGCAGUCACCCCGAUUGCCGAGUCAGCAGUUGAUAGAUCGGCUUUGUCACCAGGAGGCUUGGGAUCAUACCGCUUGAAUAACAUUCGCAGCAUCAACAGUGCCCUCUCUGCCAAAACGGCAACUCCGGGUGGCUUUCAGCCCAGCCGUUUACCUUCAAUCGGUGAAACGCCUGUAGAUGUGGAGGCUCCUCAAUUCCCAUCCACAAUGCCCCCACGAUCCGUAUCGGUGCCUAUGGAGCUAACGUCAAUCAAGGAGAGCCAGGCUGAGCGACUCGCAUCUACACAAGAUGCACAGCGGACUAGUAAACCAGGCCUUACUCUGCUUACCUCUGCGCGUUAUGAGCCAGUCGAAACUCCGGUCAAAGAAACGCCUCAGACCGCUCUAGGACCACAAAUGGCCAUUAAUUUCCCGGGACCGAAUUCCCAUCUUCAUAAUCGGCUGAAUGCGGACGUAGCAGGGGUCGAUUCUCCGCAUCCAAGGACUGAUUCGAAGAGCCGAAAGCCAGAGGGUUUGUCGAUUCAAACAAUAGCCGCACAGCAAUUGGAAAAUGGCCAGGCAUAUUUGGCUGGGACUGGCUAUAACGACCCCAUCAGCAGACCGGCAACUACUGGUACCUAUUCCAAUACACAAAUGGAUACCAGCGGGGACUUAACCAGCCCUCCAACUACUGGUCGAAGUUACCGGGACGCAAAAAGCCCAGUCGUUGCAGGGAAAAGCAUUGAUCAUUUCAUCAGUAGCCUUGAUCAAGCUCACUACUAUGAAACCCAUUCUCGCGCGCGGGGGUAUAGCAGUGCUAGUAAGCAAUCCAAAGACAGUCACUCGGAGAAGAAGCAGACUAGAGCCAACAAUUUCGGCGAUGGGAGCGAACGGGAUGUCCGACGUACUGUACCAGCUGGCAACCGUUCACCGUCUUCGCCUGUUCCAAUGUCGCCAGAGGACGUCCGGAUGUACAGCACCAGUGUGGAAAGUUUUGACUCCAUGUAUAGCUCGAACCUGUCUGGGUAUGACCGGGCCGGAACUCCUGGCAGUAUGUCUAAGCUCAGCCGUCGGGGUUCUCAAUCUACUACCAAAGGCACAAAACAGCGCCAUAGAUCUCGCUCGAAGACACAGGGGCACAAAAGCAGAACAGGAAGUCGCGUUCCAAGCAGGCAGCCUAGUCCGGACCAGGCACUCUUCUCCCCAAGAGGCCGAAGUUCGUCAAGAAAAGAAAAUCUAGGGCACCGUUCUCCGUCAUCACCGAGACCGAUGGUCCCUUCUGAGGAAGAUUUGCAAAGUCGCUUCGACAAGGGUUCCUCAAUGAGGCUCGUGUCUCGAGAUCGACACAGACUGCAUCGAAGCACAAGCCGUCAGCCAGAACUCGGAGAUACAAGCUCCAGGAGGGACCCUUCGCCUGAUCGUCGACGAGCGAGACCCAGAUCCCGUAGUCGUCAGGCUGAAGAACCGUCCUUGAGCAGGAAGACAAGUCGCAGUGAGAAACAUCGUCGUCAUCGACAGCAGAGCGACACAAAGUACGAUCGGUCUUGCCAGCCUGAUGAUCCUGAAGACUAUUUUUCAGGUCUGCCUCUUACCACCGAAGAUUCCAGACCCGCCAGUCAACCACAGUUCUUACAAAAUGUUGGCAGGAAAGAGUCUGCAGCUGAACAGCUAGCAGCUCGCAGACAGUCACUUACACGUCGACCUUCGGUGCCACAUAUUCCACUCCCGUCGCAGAUCGUUGGUCAUGCAAAAUCCGCCUCGACUAGUAAUGUGCUCCCACCCUUGAUGAGAGCUCAGACAGACGACGGACCUGUCAUGAAGGUCUUGUCCAACAAGCUUGAUCUGGAGACAUCCAUGCCGAACAACAGCGCCCUAAGAGGGCGUCCUGGCACCCCAAAGGCGAUGCAGGUCGCCGUUGAGACAAUACCAGAAGCAGAACCCGCAAGUCGUGUGGGUGGCGGAGAGCUGUUGUCAAGCAGCGUAUACCGUGCGCCGGCUCGAGAGGAUAUUAUCAGGCCGGGUUCAGCACCUGCUCCUGCGCCUCUGGAGUUCCUGUCCCAGAUUCCAAAACACCCUCUUUACGAUCAUCGUAUUGGCAAUAGCAGAUCAAGCAGUAAGGGAGCAGAGACAAGGUCGAGAAGUCGUGGGACGUCUCACGAGCGAUCGCGUGUAUCUCCUCGAGGGCCUCAGGCCGUCUCGGCGGUUCCAGCUGGACUGGUAGGCUAUACAAAUUCUCCACCUCAAGGGCAUCCUCCCAUACUACCGGAGCUGCAACACCUGGCGGCGAUUCCACCGCCUCCUCCGCCACCGCCAAAACCGGUCUUGUCGCUUGCAAGCACCAAUUUCUCAAGUCUUCGUGGCUUCGAAGCGGACGCUGCCAACGUUCCUCUGCCGAUGUCUGCGAUCCCGACGUCCUUCUCAGAAGCACCUAAUAGCGGUAUUCCGUUCUCGGCCGUAUCUUUACCUACAGGCCACCGACGCGAACGAUCUGGUUAUGAGAGCAGCAACGGCGGCAAUGGGUCGGGAUCGAACCAGAUAUUUGGGAAGAUUCGCAGUUUUGCGGGUCGUGUGCGGAGUCCAUCUCGCGGACGACGAAAUGAUGAUAAUCAGGCCAUGAGUCCGAGGAUGAACAAUGAUCAAAUCGCGCCGUAUGAGAGUAUCCCAUCCGCGAUGACGAGCAGUGCAGGUUGAGAGGGUACGAUGGAAAGGUGUGUAUUUGCAUUGUGCUGUGUCAGAGAGCAAGGAUGAAGUUGGACGGCUGCAGGCAUAACUACGAUUAUGAGCGUUAUGAAGUCAUUCAUUGGCCUUUUCAGUGUUGCGGAAUACGCACAGAGGUCCAAAAAGGGGUGGAAAAGGGAAGAUUGCUCUACUGCUCGCAAGAGCUAUUGGGAUGUAUCACUUCGAUUCUCUACCAUCCUUAGCAGAGCUUUCAUAGUCCUUUGCACGGCGAUGUAAUGGAUGAUGGAUUGUUGGCUGUGUAUCUGGGACCAUAAGGAAGACUAGCCGCGUAAUAUCUGCGUUUGAGCAGGAUGACCUCAACUCCGGAUUUUUACAUUAAAGGGGUUUCCCCGGACGGAAAAGCGCGCCUGUAUUGAUAACAUGCCGUUGGAUGUCCCCCUAAUGUUCGGGCGAUAAGAUAAGAGCACAAGGUGAGUAUGCCAGCUGUCCGAG
This is a messenger RNA of Exophiala viscosa, 5631 nucleotides long. RefSeq lists its product as uncharacterized. NCBI's taxonomy places the organism in Eukaryota, Fungi, Ascomycota, Eurotiomycetes, Chaetothyriales, Herpotrichiellaceae. The coding region runs from base 103 to 5151 and encodes 1682 amino acids. Gene Ontology annotation, cellular component: nucleus. Gene Ontology annotation, molecular function: transcription factor binding. The record is from RefSeq and is a predicted model, not a curated record. The transcript is spliced from 3 exons. Gene Ontology annotation, biological process: positive regulation of transcription by RNA polymerase II.